ACAACUGUAGUUUAUUUUAGACUCUGCUUAAAAUGCAGGAUUUUAAUGCACAUAAUGUUAUAAUGGGGAAUAAAUAUAAGGAAAUAAUCACCACUCAUAUACAAACUUCAUUCUCUUCCACUCCAGUACAGUAGAUGGCGGACUGUUUAGUUAGAAAUCCGUCAGUACUCCAUCAAUAGAAGAAAAGAAUGGCUCCUUAAACACAGGAGAUCUUUGUCAAAUCUUCAGCUGGAGUCUAACAAGUCAUGGAACUGAACGAAGUGAAGGAGAAACUCAAGAAGAAACCAAAACAAGAAUCGUUUAGUUCCUCCCAAAAAAGAUCUCAAAGAAAUCCCAAAAAUACUCGCACCUGCCCUCAUUGUGGAAAGAGUUUUAUGCGUAACGAACACCUCAAAAUGCACCUGCUGAUUCACACCGGAGAGAAGCCCUUCACGUGCCUUCAGUGCGGACGAAGCUUCAGAUGUAAAGGAGACCUGACGAAACACACCAGGAUCCACACCGGAGAGCGUCCGUAUGCGUGUCCUCAGUGUGGAAAGAGCUUCCCGAGCGCAUACGUCCUCAAAAACCAUCAGCUCCUCCACUCUGGAGUGAGAUCUUUUAGCUGUGAUCAGUGCGAGAAAACGUUCAUCCUGGCCACGCACCUACAGAGACAUUUGAAAAUCCAUACCGAUAGGAAGCCUUGCUUGUGUUCGCUCUGCGGCAAGAGGUUUUUUCAUUUAAAGGAGCACCAGAAGAUGCACGCCGCUGUGAGAGAUCAUCUGUGCUUUGAGUGUGAGAAGAGCUUUACCUCCGCCAAAUCACUCAAACAGCAUCAAAUGAUUCACACUGGAGAGAAACCAUAUAAGUGCACACGCUGUGAAAAGAGAUUCACUCAGUCAGGAACCCUGAAAGAUCAUGAGAGAGUUCAUACUGGAGAAAAGCCGUAUCAGUGCUCUUCAUGCGGGAGGAACUUCAGCAGAUCAAGUAAUCUACAAACUCACAUGAGAAAGCGUUGCCAGAGUUCAUCUUCACAUCGUAAACAGUUUGAAAUUCAGAUUAAGUCAAAGAUGGAAUAACAUUUUUCCAUGCUUUAGAUGCUUUAGAAAGUAAAAAUAGUAUGAGACUGUGUGUGUGUGUGUGUGUGUGUGUGUGUGUACCAGUUUUUCUAUUCAGGUGGGGACUUAAACCUGAACACACACACAGACUCAUGGGGACUCGUGUCACGGUGGGGACCUAAAUUGAGGUCUCCACGGGUAAACAAGCUAAUAAAUCACACAGAAUUAAGUUUUUUGAAAAUCUAAAAAUGCCUGUAGUUUGCUGUAAGGGGUAGGUUUAGGUGAAGGGUUGGUGUAGGGUGAUAGAAUAUACGGUCUGUACUGUAGAAAAAGCAUUGCACCUAUGGAGAGUCCCCACAAGGAUAGCAAACCAGACGUGUGUGUGUAACAUUUUAUUUAGGUGUGUAACCUUUCUGGCAUGCAAUAUUUUAAAAUAAUGAUCUUCUGAAAGUUAAAGUAAUUUAGAAAAUACUGAAAUCACCAAGCCAGUAUUGCAUAUGCAUCAAAUGAGUUUUAAUAUUGCAUUUAAAUGUAUAUUUUAGCAAACUGUUCCUUAACUAAAGGUGAAGAUGAAUAAAUGUUUUCUCCAAAACUUUUGUUUUUUUUACAUUCCAUUACUGACUAUAAAACAAAAAUAAUGUGAUUAUAUGCCAUCAUAUCUGUCUGCACCAUUAAAGUUCCAGUUAAGAAAUGACUCCCCUGUUUCUGCUUCAUAUUGAAUUAUCUUGCACCUGUACACCCAGCUUCUUCUGGCAUUGUAGUUAUGUCAAAAAGUUAUGGUAUGUCUUUGUGUUCAUCAAAGAAAAGAUACUCUUUAAUUUUAAUUUGCAUUUUGAAAAUGUGGUUCCUAAUAUUGUAAUUAUGAUCAUGUGACUAACAAUUAAUCUGUGUAUUUUAUUAUUUAAUUGGAAAAUAAUUUUUGUACUAUCCAACAGCAUGUCUGUGAUUGUAAUUUUCUUUUUUCUCUUUCUGGUUCCCCUGGAUUCAUAUUGCCUGUUGUAUUGUUUUGUUUAAAGCAUAAUAAAAUAAAAAAUCUUG
Molecule: messenger RNA, 2072 nt
Organism: Onychostoma macrolepis
Lineage: Eukaryota; Metazoa; Chordata; Actinopteri; Cypriniformes; Cyprinidae
Product: zinc finger protein 502-like
Exons: 2
Coding region: 246-1055 (269 amino acids)
Biological process (GO): regulation of transcription by RNA polymerase II
Molecular function (GO): RNA polymerase II cis-regulatory region sequence-specific DNA binding; DNA-binding transcription factor activity
Source: RefSeq, a predicted model, not a curated record